Molecule: messenger RNA, 741 nt
Organism: Lottia gigantea (owl limpet)
Lineage: Eukaryota; Metazoa; Mollusca; Gastropoda; Lottiidae
Exons: 3
Biological process (GO): regulation of transcription by RNA polymerase II
Cellular component (GO): nucleus
Molecular function (GO): RNA polymerase II transcription regulatory region sequence-specific DNA binding; DNA-binding transcription factor activity, RNA polymerase II-specific
Source: RefSeq, a predicted model, not a curated record
AAGAAAACUUAUAAGUGCACUGAAUGUGAGUACUCCACAGUGAGUGAGGUUCGCUAUGAGGAUCACAGAAAGAAGAGUCACAGCUCUGAUAAAAUCUUCUCUUGUCAUCUUUGUGACUUCACCUGCUCCUGGAGCAAGAAGUUCAAUCAGCAUAUGUUGGUGCACUACUAUGGACCUCCUUAUCAAUGUGAACAUGAAGGAUGCAACUAUUCCUCAGACACCAUUAAGAGUGUCUUAGUACAUCGGGUACGCCAUACAGACGAACGACCAUACCCUUGUGACCAGUGUGACAUGAGAUUUCGUACCAGAAGUAAUUUAUGUGCCCACAGAAAAUGCCAUCAAGGUGAAAAGCCGUGGAAAUGCCCUGUUUGUGAAAUGAGUUUUGCUACAAAGAGUACACUCAGUCAACAUUCAGUUCGUCAUAGUGAUGAUAGACCUUAUCUCUGUGAUAAAUGUGGCUUUGGAACCAAAUUCCAGUCUCAUCUCAUAGCUCAUAAACGCAUACAUACUGGUAGAUGUCAGUUUCCCCAGUGUUCCUAUUUUGCUCCGAAACAAAGUCAACUGAAAAGCCACAUGAGAACCCAUUUGGGAAUUCGUAAAUUUACCUGCGAGGAAUGCGACAAGAGUUUCGUGGAAAAGAGUCACCUUGUCAGACACCAAAAGAUCCAUUUAGAAGAAAAGCCUUACAGUUGUUCUGAAUGUGGGUAUUCUUCAACCAGAAAGGACAAAUUGAAAGAACAC